GGAUGGAAGAGUGAGGGGGAGUCGGGAGAACAGGAGCGAGAGGAACAGAGGAGGAAAGAGAGAGAGAAUAUAACGGGGACGGGUCAUCUGGAACCGGGAAUAAAAAAGAAACCGUUCGCUCCGACCGCGACUAAAGCGACUGAUCUGAGGACGACAGUGUGUUCCCCAAGGCUUCGUCUGGGCCACCCCCCUGGACCCCUGUGGUCCUGACCCCGAUCCAAGUGGCCCCCUCGUCGCAGACUCCCAGAUCAACUCACUUCCUGUUGGCCGCUUCAUUGUCGGGAGAGGAAGAACCAACUCCUAAUUUGGUCCUCCGGCGUUCCGACGCUUUAAGACAGAGCGACCAACAACACGACCACCGCUGCUACUCCCCGCUCCUCCACUUCCUGUCGGAGGCUGCCGCGGCGAUGGCCAACGUGUGCACGUACGGGCGCUUCACGCACGCCAUAGUGCGUGGCGUCCCCACCUCCUUUGGCCGGGGGGGCGAGGACCGGGCGGAGGAGGGGGCGGAGCCUGCGGCGGCGGCGACCGUGGACCUGGCGAAGGCGCAGCGGCAGUUUGGCGUGCUGACCGGCGCCCUGCGGCAGAAGGUGGGGCUGCAGCUGAUCGAGAUCCCCCCCGACCCAGAGCUGCCGGACAGUUGGAGGGUGGAGGACGUGGCGGUGAUCCAGGGCGACACCGCCCUCAUCACCCGCCCCUUCAGGCUGCAGAGACGGGCCGAGGCGGAGGCGGUGCGGCGGGUGGUGUCGGAGCUCAGCCUGACGGUGGUGGAGAUGGGGGCGGAGGAGGGGGACUCCGGGGGGGCCACCGGGGGGGCCACCCUGGAGGGCAGCGACGUGCUCUUCACCGGACGGGAGUUCUUCGUGGGGAUCUCGGACCACACCAACUACAGAGGGGCCGAGGUGCUGGCCGACACCUUCAGGGACUUUGCUGUGUCCACGGUGCCCGUGUGCGGUGGGGCCCGGCUGAAGAACAUUUGCUCCAUGGGGGGGCCCGACACCAUCGUCAUUAGCAACAGCGACGGGGCCAAGAAGACGCUUCGGAUGAUGGAGCAGCUGACAGACCACCGCUACGAGGUUCUGGCCGUGCCGGAGGACGCCGCCGCCAACUGCAUCUACGUCCGCGGUGCCAACCAGCAGGACUUCCUGUUGCACCGCCCGGCCGAGGAGUGCCCCGAGAGCAUGGAGGCCCUACAGAAGCUGCAGGACUACACCUUCCUGCCCACGGCCUGCAGUGAGGCGGGCAAACUGGGAGCCAAUCUGUCCUCCCUCUGCCUGCUGGUCAACCGCAAGCACACCUACUUCUGAAUAAACUAUAUACGCCUUCAAAACAUGGAGCUAUGCUAACACCCUGUGCCAUCAGUAGCUUUGGCAUCAACGCACUAAUACGCAGUUUAUCAGAUAAAGUGGCGAGCAGCAGAACUACGCCCCCUGCUGGUCGUUUUGUAUACAACCGGUGUCACACCCUGCCCCUCGUGCAACUUUUCCAACCACUUGAGUCAAGGGGUUUGAAGUUACUGCAUGUACUUGAUUUGCAGCCUAGUAGGGAUGAGAAGUUUAAGUGAAGGACCGAAGACUCUUUAGAUUGUAUGCCCAUUAAAUGUUUACGUUUUUAAUGUGUGAUCUCACAUUAACAGUUGCUAAUAAAACUAGACUUCCUUUCCUAAGAAAAUGUUAUGUUAUUUCUAUACAUAAACAACAUUAAGAAGAUGCUUUUAUCCAAAACGACUUACAAUAAGUAUUCGUCAAGACAAUUGCUGUCUGUAAUCGUUAGUCAAUGAAAACCCAAACACAGAAGUAGCAUAACCUCAAGUUUAUUAAGUUGAAAAACCCAACAUGUUUUAACGGUUAGACUUGGCCACUCUCUCCAGCUCGUCCUUCUUCUUGAUAGCGUAGGAGUUAGAAGACCCCUGGAGAGGUGAAGAGAUUCAAACCAUUAGACACAGCCAGGAGCACAACAGUGAGAAGUUCAGGAUCUCACAAUAACUUGUGACUGGUGGUUAAAAUAAAUCCAGGGUAAAUUCAGA
This is a messenger RNA of Gadus macrocephalus (Pacific cod), 2026 nucleotides long. RefSeq names its product dimethylarginine dimethylaminohydrolase 2 (gene ddah2). Gene Ontology annotation, molecular function: dimethylargininase activity; amino acid binding. Lineage: Eukaryota; Metazoa; Chordata; Actinopteri; Gadiformes; Gadidae. The transcript is spliced from 6 exons. Bases 408 to 1307 code for a protein of 299 amino acids. The record is from RefSeq and is a predicted model, not a curated record. Gene Ontology annotation, biological process: arginine metabolic process; positive regulation of nitric oxide biosynthetic process.